Messenger RNA from Drosophila albomicans, 471 nucleotides. RefSeq lists its product as uncharacterized. The record is from RefSeq and is a predicted model, not a curated record. The transcript has 3 exons. The coding region runs from base 1 to 471 and encodes 156 amino acids. Lineage: Eukaryota; Metazoa; Arthropoda; Insecta; Diptera; Drosophilidae.
AUGCCGAAAUCACGAUUUACCAAUAUUAUUUGCAAGUCGUACAACAAAACCUUUGGCGAAUUCGAAACCUGUAAACUAAAUGUGCUCGGCAGAGGCGUCAUCGGUGUUCAACUGCAUCUCAAGUUAUAUAUAGUACCGAUCAACACGGUAUCCUCCAACUUGAGUGUACUACGUCGAUACAAUGGAUUCAAGCCAUUUAUGUACAACACCACACUUGACUUCUGCAAGUUUGCAAAGCAAUCGAAGAAAUUGUCCUUCGAGAAACUUGUUCUCGACGCUAUUGCCACGAAAUCUAAUCUGAAUCACACUUGCCCCUAUACACAUGAUAUCAUUGUGAAUAAUCUGGUGUUUAACGACAACUUCCUGCAGUCGUUGCCACUGCCACAAGGUGAAUACAAGAUACAAAUGUUAUUUGGCUCCGACAACAUCUGGAGAGUGCAAGUGGACAUCGUCAUCUUAAGAGAGGAGUGA